Cryptosporidium muris RN66 is the source of this 579-nucleotide messenger RNA. Its product is annotated as FHA domain-containing protein. Gene Ontology annotation, cellular component: nucleus. The coding region runs from base 1 to 579 and encodes 192 amino acids. Lineage: Eukaryota; Apicomplexa; Conoidasida; Eucoccidiorida; Cryptosporidiidae. Gene Ontology annotation, molecular function: protein binding; mRNA binding. The record is from RefSeq and is a predicted model, not a curated record. The transcript has 2 exons.
AUGCCUAAUGAGCAAAAUUACAAUACUACUAUAAGCUUUGAACCCUCUGGGCUUCUAGCUAUGGAAUCAAAUAUGUGCAAUGGAGUUUUCUUGAAGUACUCGAUACCAUUAGAUACCUGUAAUUCAAAGUAUAAGUGGAGACUUUAUGUUUUCAAUAAUACUAACAAAUACCCAAUAGAUAAUUACCCUUCAACUAUAUCUAUUUAUGAGAAACAAACCUAUUUAAUUGGUAAGAUCACUUUUUACAAUAUUAAUAGAUCAACACUAGACAGAUUACAUGUAGAAACUUAUCCUGUCUUCAUUGAAUAUCCUCUGACAUUUCUAGGAAGUAAUGAGCGGAUUGCUGAUAUAGAAAUUAAACAUCCAACAAUAUGUGAUCAACAUGCCGUGAUACAACAUAAGUAUAAAAAUAAUUGUAAUCCUUGUAUUUAUGUGAUGGAUUUAGAUAGUAAAUAUGGAACAUAUAUUAAUGAUGAAAAGAUUGAAUCUAGAAGAUAUUACGAGUUAAAUGAAAAAGAUUCCUUAAAAUUUGGUCACUUUCCGAAUGAGUAUAUAUUACUACAUGAUCAAAGUAAAUAA